CUAUUUUCUCUCUCUAUAAAUACACUCUGUUAACCCUCAUUCCCCAUAAACUUUUUUUUUACUAUUCGUCUCUUAAUUACUUUCUCUCUGUUUUUACCGUCUCUUUUUUCCCCCUGAAAUCAUGGCUGAAGAAGUUUCAUCACAGAUGAAUUCACUCUCAAUCUCCGAAACCAAUCCAUCAUCAUCUGCAACGAUCUCGCUCGUUUCAGGUGACGACAUUGUUUUCAAGGUCGAACCUACUAUCGCCAAAGAGAUGGAAACCGUUCAAUCGUUCAUCGACGAAACCGACGGCAAAAUCACAACAAUUCCUCUCCCCAACAUUUCCAGCCACGAUCUUCCCUACGUAAUUGAAUACUGUGAGAAGAGCAUCGCCGGAAAGAUCACCAAGGAGUUCGAAGCGGAGUUCGUGAAAAAGCUGAACAACGAAGAGGUGAAAGAGCUUUUUCUCGCUGCAAAUUAUUUGAACAUUAAGAAACUUCUGGAUUUUUUGAGCCAGGUUAUUGCUGAUCGAAUUGCGAACAAGAGUGUGGAAUACGUGAGAAGGUAUUUCGGAAUUGAGAACGAUUUUACGCCGGAAGAAGAGGCUAAGCUUCGUGAAGAACUCGCUUGGACUUUUACUGGAGUUGAUCCCGAUGAUGAAGAUGAGAAUUGAAAUUAGGGAUUAGGGAUUUUUUUUUUCAAUGUCGAAAUUAUGAAAUUGAAAUUACAUUGUAAUUUUUCCCUAAUAAUAUACAAUCUGAGUUUGCUUUGA
Molecule: messenger RNA, 751 nt
Organism: Lathyrus oleraceus (garden pea)
Lineage: Eukaryota; Viridiplantae; Streptophyta; Magnoliopsida; Fabales; Fabaceae
Product: SKP1-like protein 14
Exons: 1
Coding region: 122-652 (176 amino acids)
Biological process (GO): ubiquitin-dependent protein catabolic process
Source: RefSeq, a predicted model, not a curated record